Molecule: messenger RNA, 7579 nt
Organism: Anarrhichthys ocellatus (wolf-eel)
Lineage: Eukaryota; Metazoa; Chordata; Actinopteri; Perciformes; Anarhichadidae
Product: metabotropic glutamate receptor 4-like
Exons: 11
Coding region: 3078-5849 (923 amino acids)
Biological process (GO): G protein-coupled receptor signaling pathway
Cellular component (GO): membrane
Molecular function (GO): G protein-coupled receptor activity
Source: RefSeq, a predicted model, not a curated record
CAAGCUUGGUACUCUAUAAAAUUGUCAGUGACAUCCUUUUCUCCUGCCCCUGAAGACUUGUUACAGUGUUCAGGGCAACUUGUGAAGUCAUGGCGGUGGAGACAGAUUUUUUGAAUUGUGACAUGAAUGCAGACAGAGAGAGGCAGUAUUGUUUUCUGGAAGAGACAUCUUUCUCCUCGAACAAUGUCCCUUUCUUUUUCAUUCAAAUAAUCUCAUUUGAGAUUGCAUUGUUGUGCUGUCUUCCACAGUGUCACAUCGCAAUUACAUUCUUGAAGAGACCUGCGAUAGGCUGCGGAGUUCAGACAAGUGUGCGUUAUUCUCACUUGUACGGCUGCAGUGAAUUUCUGAUCAUUGAUUUUUCUUUGUCCUUGUCUUAAAGUUGCAAUGCAAUUGUUUAGUUUGGCCUUCUGUGUGUCAGGACAGCCUCCUCCAACAGUCACAACGGUCGGCCUUUAACUCCAUCUCCGUUACUCUAUACUUCAUGUAAAUCCACAGGGUUGAGUUCUGACAACUGGUUACAUUUGGAUAACAGUCUUAUUUUAAGGCCUCUAUGUAUUGUGUGUGUCCUGAGGGAAAUGCUGUGAAAGUUAUUAAUCCAAAGGGUGGUCCUAGAUCACACUGUGAGACAUGUGUUAUUGGCUCAUUUGGAGCUUGGGCGACCAGAGAUAAGUGUCAGAAAUGUAUAGAUCAAAGUGUCACAACAUGACUACUGCUUCGACCACUAUCUACAAACCAAUCAAUGGGAAUCUGACAUGAAUCCUGCCAUAGACACAUGCAUGUAGGUACCACAUUGACAUGUAUGUAUCUGUAGUAAAUGCAAUUUCUUACUUGGUAAAAUAAAAUAAAAAUCAGCAGGCAUUCCUUGCACGAGGCUCAAAAUGAAUAGUGUUUCAGUCUGACACAAAUUGCAACCAAGAUUUUAUUCGACACAUCUUGAACAUUCUGACUUGCAAAUAACCUCUGCUCUUAUCGCACAGUACAGGCUCUUUAGCAAACAUUUGUUAAUCCCCUAAUCAAGCAAAACCAUCCUCUUAUCUAAAUACCUGUCCAAUAACAGUGGCAGGCUUACAUUAUUGGUCUGCACAAAAGGUCUGUGUGCGUUUGUUUUUUUACAGAGCAACUUGCAGGAUUUUCUGAUCUCACAAUCCAUUUUUACUGGGCUUGAAUUGGGUGUGUUGCAGGGUGACUUUUUAUUGUCAGGCACUGUUGAAGACUCAGACUCUGUUGCCAGCUACUAUUUUGCUGCAUUUGUGUUGACAAAAGCUGGUGAACAGAAGGCUUCCCAGCCUACUCACUGACCAUGCAUUGCACGGUGAGUGGCCAUGCCCACCUGCAGCUUUGGAAGGAGACCCUUCGCUGACAACAUCUGCUGCAGGUCUCAAAGGAUGUGUGGGCCGUCGACCGCUAAUCUGCACUUCUGAGUGUGAUUGUCUUUGGUUUCUCACAGGAGUUUGAAGGAUAAUGAGAGCUUUGUUUUAAAAAAAGAAAAGCAGAAAAUUGAACAAAACCAAGAAUUCCUCCUAAACGUGUUUGAAACGUAUAGGUUAAGGAACAGGUGUUUACACUCAUGAGCUGACAGUAUAAUUAAAUCAAGUGUGCAUAGAAACAGAUAUUUGAUGAUAAAGUAAAGUCUCUUUGUAGAGCAGCAUAUAGAUCCAGCAUCUGCUGCGGCAAGAAAAAAGGCUCCGUCCAUACGCACAAAAACAUACAUGUUUUCAAACAUGUAGUCAGCACAGGUUAUAAAGGUUCAUGAUGGUGCGUCUUUGCAUCAAUGGGAUAGUGGUGAUGAAUGUUUUUGUAAAAAUAAAAGUCACCAUUUAUUUUCUGUCCUUAUUUGUCAGAACUUCUCUGUUGGCUUCACAAACCAUCAUCUCUUCAAUGAAAUCACCACUUUCAGAAUAGUCUUUUUGGGGCUUUUUUUUAGUGCUAAAGGCACGUUAUUUUUGUACUUUUACUCAAAGAAAGUCCAUUAUAAUCUUACAGAGUCCUGGGUAACAUCUACAAAUUUCUUUUUUUAUCCAACCAACAGGUGUUACAGUACGUGUUAAAGAAAAAAGCAACAAAUCACCACACUGGAGAUUUUUUUCCUUCAAAUUUGACUGAAAGAUGAAGCAAUUAUCUAAAUAAUCACAUAUUAAUUUUCAGUUGACAGACUGAUUAAUCAACUAAUCGUUUCAGCUCUAGACAUGAGGCACAGCAACAUUUGCAUUCCUUUGAAGUAGUGUUUCUAGCCACACAUGCACAUUCAAAACGUACAAAAUCCUGACUGUUUAAAACUGACCCUGCGAAGAGACUAUUUUACUCAAUAUAAGUAUGUUUGCAGAGAAGCUGGUUAAUGUAGUAAAUAAUUAGUCACAUAACAUGUAUGUCUUUGUGGUCCUCUUUCUACAACAUUGUCAUUGAAUUUGUGUUUCUGGUGAAACAGCGUCCUCUAGAAGAAACUACCACUCAAUGUCCAUUUAUAAGCAUGUAAUCAUGCACGCAGGCACGCCUGAGGACGCCAGAUGAAGUUAGCAUGAACAUAUAAAGUACAAAACUAAGUACACGUGGCUAAUUAACUUAUCUGUUAACGGUCAGGACUCUUAGAAGACCCGAAACUGAAAAUGUCGGAAUUCACUGUGAAGCCUGUGGACCUAGGCAGGCCUGAGGGCUCUGACAUAUACCAAAUCACUGCCCAGGGGAACAGGGGAGAUUAAAAACUUCUGAUUGAGGUGGAGUGGAGAGAGACACACACGGAGAGAGAAAAAAAGCUUAUCGUUCACCUUUGUUCUCCCUAAUGACCCAAGUGAAGGAUCUCCAUAGGCCAGUCUGCGAAUAACAACAGACACAAGAGCAGCUGCCCACCACUGUGGUUGGAUGAUGGAGUGAAAGAGGAGAAGAGAACAGGAUUACACCCAGUGAAAUAGCCAACCUCAUAUCAUAAAUGAAUUGAAUGACUGGGAGAAAGGAGAGACAUGAGAGGAAGCCUUUUCUGUGCCAACUGCUUCAAGAGGUAUUGCAAUUAACCCUCUGGCCAUCCUAAAACAAUACCUGGCUUCUGUUACUUUCUGAUUGCUGGGUCUGGUUGUACCGCGUGGAUGCGUGCUCGGGCUGCGGCCAUGUUUCAACCACCGGUGUGUAGACCAGAUUGGAACAGCCGGAUUCUGCUGCUGCUGCUGCUGCUGUUUGUCUACAGCUCCCUCAGGGCUGCACAGGCUGCCAAACCCAAAGGGCCGGGACAAACACAUUUGAACUCCAUCCGCAUCGACGGGGAUAUCUCCUUAGGUGGGCUCUUCCCAGUACACGCCAGGGGCCACGACGGCAAGCCAUGUGGGGAGCUGAAGAAGGAGAAGGGCAUACACCGACUGGAGGCCAUGCUCUUUGCCCUCGACCGCAUCAAUAAUGACAAUAACUUGCUGCCUAACAUCACACUGGGGGCGCGCAUCCUGGACACCUGUUCCAGGGACACACACGCCUUGGAGCAGUCGCUCACCUUCGUGCAGGCCCUGAUCGAGAAGGACGGGACAGAUGUCAAAUGUCUGGGCGGGGGAGCACCAAUCAUCACCAAACCUGAGCGGGUGGUGGGCGUCAUCGGAGCCUCCUCCAGCUCCGUCUCCAUCAUGGUGGCAAACAUACUGCGCCUGUUUAAGAUUCCCCAGGUGAGCUACGCCUCCACAGCUCCAGAGCUCAGUGACAACACCCGCUACGACUUCUUCUCCCGUGUUGUGCCUCCAGACACCUACCAGGCCCAGGCCAUGGUGGACAUUGUCAAGGCCAUGCGCUGGAACUACGUCUCCACAGUGGCCUCGGAGGGGAACUACGGAGAAAGCGGCGUCGAUGCCUUCAUCCAGAAGUCUCGGGAGGACGGGGGGGUGUGCAUCUCCCAGUCUGUCAAGAUUCCCCGGGAGCCCAAGCAGGGAGAGUUUGACAAGGUCAUCCGACGCCUCAGAGAAAACCCAAACGCAAGAGUUGUCAUACUUUUUGCCAACGAAGACGAUAUCAGGCGGCUACUUCAUGCAGCUAAAAAGGCCAACCAGACAGGUCAUUUCAUCUGGGUGGGGUCGGACAGCUGGGGCUCAAAGAUCUCUCCGGUUGUGCACCAGGAGGAGAUGGCAGAGGGAGCCGUCACCAUCCUGCCCAAGCGCCAGUCCAUCAAAGGGUUUGAUCGUUACUUCAUCAGCCGAACACUGGAGAACAACAGAAGGAAUAUCUGGUUUGCUGAGUUCUGGGAGAACAACUUCAGCUGCAAACUCAGCCGCCACGCCGUGAAGAAAGGGUCCGGGCUGAAAAAGUGCACAAAUCAAGAGCGGAUAGGAAAGGACUCGAACUAUGAGCAGGAAGGAAAGGUGCAGUUUGUUAUUGAUGCCGUCUAUGCGAUGGCUCAUGCCCUGCACGGUAUGCACCAGGAGCUCUGCCCAGGGAAGGUGGGCCUCUGCGCUAAAAUGGAUCCCAUCAAUGGCACUCAUCUGCUGAAGCACAUCCGCCGUCUAAACUUUUCAGGCAUAGCUGGAAACCCAGUGCUCUUUAAUGAAAAUGGAGAUGCUCCUGGACGAUACGAGAUCUACCAAUACCAGAUCAGAAACCAAACAGCCGAAUACAAAAUAAUUGGCCACUGGACGGAUCAACUCCAUCUCAACGUUCGUAAGAUGCAGUGGCCCGGCGGUGUCCGUCAGAUCCCUUCCUCAAUCUGCAGUCAUACCUGUCAGGCCGGCGAGCGCAAGAAGAUUGUGAAGGGUAUGCCUUGCUGUUGGCACUGUGAGCGCUGCGAUGGCUAUCAGUACCAGGCAGACACCUACACGUGUAAGAUGUGUCGCUUUGAUUUACGGCCCAACGUGAAUCACACCGGCUGUGUUCCAAUCCCCAUUGUUAAGCUGGAGUGGAGCUCUCCAUGGGCAGUCUUUCCCGUGCUUAUUGCUGUCUUUGGCAUCAUGGCCACCGUGUUCGUGGUGGUCACGUUCGUCCGCUACAACGACACCCCCAUUGUGAAAGCAUCAGGCCGAGAGCUGAGCUACGUGCUGCUAACUGGCAUCUUCCUCUGUUAUGCCACAACAUUCCUGAUGAUUUCUACCCCUGAUGUAGGAAUUUGCUCCCUCCGGAGGAUCUUCUUGGGUCUGGGCAUGAGCAUUAGUUACGCCGCCCUGCUCACCAAAACCAAUCGUAUUUACCGCAUCUUUGAGCAGGGUUCCAUGUCUGUCAGUGCACCCAGGUUAAUUUCUCCAGCCUCCCAGCUGGCCAUCACGUUCACCCUGGCCUCAGUGCAGCUGCUUGGGGUGUGCAUCUGGUUUGGCGUGGACCCCUCCAAGGCCAUUAUUGACUACGAGGACCAGAGGACCUCUAACCCGGUGAUGUCUCGCGGUGUGCUGAAGUGUGACAUCUCUGAUCUGUCUCUCAUCUGCCUGCUGGGCUACAGCAUGCUGCUCAUGGUCACCUGUACGGUCUACGCCAUAAAAACCAGAGGGGUGCCGGAGACAUUCAAUGAAGCCAAACCCAUUGGUUUUACCAUGUACACCACCUGCAUUAUUUGGCUGGCAUUCAUCCCAAUCUUCUUCGGCACUUCACAGUCCACGGAAAAGCUGUACAUCCAAACAACCACACUGACCAUCUCUGUGAGCCUGAGCGCCUCGGUGUCCCUUGGGUUGCUCUACAUGCCCAAGGUCUACGUGGUUCUCUUCCACCCUGAGCAGAAUGUGCCCAAGCGCACUCGCAGCCUGAAGGCUGUGGUUACCGCCGCCACCAUGUCCAACAAGUUCAACCCCAAGGCCGGACUCAGACCCAACGGAGAAGCCAAGACCGAGCUGUGUGAAAGCCUCGAAACACAAACUUUCCCUACAAAGCAAACCUACAUCAGCUACAGCAACCAUACAAUCUAAUGGACACAUGUAGUCAUCAUAAUUUCCUCAUCGACGGAGAAAAACAUGCAGUGGAGUUUGACACAGCCGGCAUUAAAAAAAUGGAUGUGUCACAUGAACGGCUGGAGAUCAUAGAAGUGUUGCCCAAAGACGUGACGUGGCGAGGAGAGAGACCACAGGGAUGGACAAAACAGGGGACCAGAACAGAUAACGGUACAAUUGCCUGUCUGCCUCACAAGAAUAACAGAAAAAAAAGAAAAAGUUAAAAAUACUUGCAUGGCAGAGGCCGAUGGAUGGAGCUUUCCUUUUGAGUGUUUACAUUUCAGCUAUGCCCUCUUUCAAAAAACGUCUCCGUCAUCGUGAGCAGUGCUGACUGAAACAGAACUAAAAUCAAGAAUAUGUUCAGGUGUUCUCAAUGUCGUCUGCCAGUUCUGAAAACUGUAAUUAAUCGAAAAACCCUCAAGGCAUCACAAGGGAUUAAUCAACAAUCAACACCAAAAAGGCAUGAACACAUUGUCCAUGGAUUUCUGAAGAGGGUAGGAGGCUUGUGUUUUGUUUUUAUUUCUAAAUGUAUUCCGGUCUCAUGAGUCAAAACGACUGGAAACGGUGAUCAUCUCAACAAUGCAACAAAUCUGUGCCAGACUAUAUUUUUUUGUUCCUCUUUCAGGUUUCCACUGAGUCAAUAAGGACAUAUGAGAUGGUCUCUGCCAAUUUUGAGCAUGCCAGUUUCAACAUCCUGUGUUGUGUUGUUAAAAAAAAAGAUAAAAGGAAAAAAAAUCAAUGAAAAAAAACCGAUAUCUUUGGAAUGCGUUUAAACUCUGUUGCAGCGUUGUUAACAAUUGUUUGGGCCCGAGCCUACCGUACGUUUAAAAACUGUUCUCAAAUGGUGAAGGUCUAGUGAGUGAUUAUUUAUCUGUGCUUAAGUGAGGCCAUGAUUUGUAUUACCAGCUAGCCGAAGGCUGCCACUGCCCUCCACAUACCUGUAUGUGCUUUGAAACAGUGGCUCGUGGUUAAAAUCAAACGGUAUUUUAUCCAGGAGAUGUUACUGUAAGCUGUCGUCCAGGAUGACCCUCCCAUCACUGCCACCAGCUUCUCUCUUGGUCACACGUAGUGUGAGGGUAAAGCUUAGCUGAAGAGAUCCAUUAGGAGGGGAAUUAAGAGGAAGUAUGCCCUUGAGAGGAUUGUGCAAUAUGACCUGAAGGUGAUAUCCAUAAUGGACCAGCUACUGAGAAAAUUCAUUACUACACGUCCUCCUCAGGCACUCUCAUGAUAAGGGGGAGGUGUUGGGAAGGUGUAAGGCUUUUCAACAAAUGAAAAUCUAAUUGCAAAAGUAUAAAAUAUCUCCAUCAAUCACCCUCAGCUCGCUGAACAGAUGAAUAGUUGGCUUUGUAAAGUAUAAAGCCCUCUAACGUCUGGGGGGGAAAACAUCGUGGGGUCAUUUGUGUUGUGAAUUCAAUGCUGCUCUUCAUACCGCCCUCUGUAUUACUUUCAACACCAUUUGUGUUGCAGAAUAAAAUGUGAGUGCUGAUCAAAUUAAAUGGCAAGUUAAUGUAUGUUAUUAAAUAGAUUGAUGAUGUCUGCUUUAUGUCCUGACAUAUCCUACAAUUGGGGUAAAUGUACAAAAAGAUACAGUGCCUGGCUAUCUGAAUAUGUAUUUGUAAAACCCCAUGAAAACUAAUGAAGUGUGUGAAGCAUGUUUAGUUUUUUUUAUACAAAAUUUUAUUUCUAUUAAAAAUGUUUCGAAACUUCAA